AUGAAAGAUUAUGAAUUUACAAAACCAGAACCAAAAAUUUCAAAUCGCACUAUACCAAAUUCUGAAUGGACUGUUCCAUUACCUAGUAAUAAAGAUAAAGAAAAUAAAUGUGAAUUAGUAGCUGUAUUGCGAAAAAAUAUUGAAGAGGAAAUACAAAGAGAAGUAGAAAAAAUUCGAUUGCAAGACAGAGAUAAUAUUUCAUCAAAUGAUAUUCUGCCCGCUUCAACAAAUAUAUCUACAUCAAAAUUAAAAAAGCGUCGAGUAGUACAUUCAAAAAAUAAUUUGAAAAAAAUUGAGCUGAAACCAAAUUAUUUUGAUUUAGGGUGGGCACUUCGAGAACGUCAAGAAUAUGGUAAAUGUGGUGGAGGAAAACAUAUGACUGAACGAGUCAAGCAAUAUCUUAAAACCUACUUUUUGUCUGGCGAUAUGGACAAGAAAAAUCGAUUUACUGCUUCUACGAUGCUUGAAGAAUUGCAAAAAAAAGUAGAAAUAGGUGAAUUAGAAGCAGAUGAAAUACCAAAAAUAAAGACAGUAGAAAAUUGGAUAACGCGAUAUAAUCAAGAGCAUAAAAAGGAAUCAGCAAUGAAAGAGUUAUGUAUUCCAGUAGAAAGCGAAUAG
Messenger RNA from Dentiscutata heterogama, 618 nucleotides. Lineage: Eukaryota; Fungi; Glomeromycota; Glomeromycetes; Diversisporales; Gigasporaceae. The record is from the annotation of a GenBank genome assembly.